AUGUCAGUUGUCAGUUGGUUGGUUGUGUGAUGUAGGGGAAGGUUGUGUGUUUUAAAAUUUUUGUUCAUUUCGAUUUAUUUCCAUAUUCCUGCAUUUUCAUCAAUUACUUAUAAAAUAGUAUCGCUGGUUCAGGGUUUUGUUAAUAUUUGCAAAUUAUUGUUAUCUAGUUAGGCAGUUUUAGCUCAAUUUAUGACAACAAUGACAGAGACCGUUACAAAUACAAACGAGAGGAAGUCUCUUUUUUCUUCUUUCCUAGAAGUUUUGGAGGCAAGAGAUAAUCAAAUACAGUUAGAAAGACAGCUACAGGAGGAAAAAUAUCAGAGACGAACUCAGAGAAUAUACGAUUUUCAUGAGCGGCAGCGGCGCGAGGCGGUGGAGCUGCAGCGCUGCCUGCAGUACGUGUCGCAGCACGCGCACGUGCUGGAGUCGGUGCUGCGCGGCGCGGGCGCGGGCGCGGGCGAGGGCGUGCCGCUGGCCGCCGCGCUGCUCCGCCAGGCCGCCGCGCUGCAGCGCAGCAUGGCGCAGUGCGUGGCCAACGCGGCGCGCAUCCGCCAGCUCCUCACCGCCGCACACCGACCACAGAUGGACACCAUGCUCGCCAAAAUGGAGGGGGAGCUGAGCGCGUGGACGGCGUUCCUGCAGCGCGCCGUCGACGCCGCCUACAACUCCGAGGUGGUCGUCGACAACUUGCACAAUCUGAUCGCGGAGCAGCGGCGCUUGAAAACCAGCCUCCGCGACGUCGAAGAGUCUGACGGCAUUCGGAGGGCAUAG
Papilio polytes (common Mormon) is the source of this 771-nucleotide messenger RNA. RefSeq lists its product as uncharacterized. The transcript has 5 exons. The record is from RefSeq and is a predicted model, not a curated record. Lineage: Eukaryota; Metazoa; Arthropoda; Insecta; Lepidoptera; Papilionidae. The coding region runs from base 190 to 771 and encodes 193 amino acids.